CGUCUUCGAGCCACGCCGCCGACGAACCUCUCGCCGCCAUUAUUCUCCCCCUUUCUCGUCACCGUCACGGCCGUCUCUCUCUCUUUCUCUCUCUCUACCCGUCCCCUCUGUCUCAGCCGCCAUCCUUUCUCCUCUCUCGCUGCCUUCUGGAUGAUAAGGUAGUCUUGGAAUCAUUCAAUCAUCUAAUGCGCUAUCUAUCCCUCGGUAAUGUCUUCUCGGCCUACCUACUUUUCUCUCCAGCCUAUUCUUCUGUUGAAUGUCUCCUCUGCUUCGUUUUGUUUCUCAGCUCUCGUUUCGAUUUCUGGUUUUUUUCUUUCAAUCCUUUUGUCUAUUAUUUCUCAAGUCUCAAACUUUAGGGCUCAGUUUAUGUUAUGGGGUUGUGACAGUGAAGCAUGUCAAUUUGGUGUACUCCACUGGUGCACAAAGCCAUCUCUUUUUCCUUCUUUUUUGGGUUACUUGUAACAAGCUAACUCAGACAUUAUAAAAUAGACAUUCUGUUUCUAUCAUUAAAGACAAUCAAUGGAGUGAAGCAACAUUUCCACAUUUGAAGAUAAUUACUGCAAGGCAUUUUGCAAAAACAAUAUUUGGUUGAUUCUUAGAUUGCUAUAUCGAAGGAGUGAGCUAACAUCACUACAUUUUUAGUGUUUUAGUGCAUAAGUGCUAAAUAUUGUUCCAUUUCUUUGAAAAUUUUAGUUAUCUUGCUGAUAUUAUAACCAGUUUUUAUUUGAUUUUGUAUUUUUAAAAUGUUUUUUUAAUUUUACAUGUCGAUCCAUUGGUUCAACAAACGACCUAAUGCCAAACUCUCGUCUUGGUCGUUGCCUGGACCAAUUCUGCUAACAACGAUAACAAGUGAUCGUUUUGCUAAUUCAUGAGCUGUGCAUAUCUAAUGCUUGACAAAAUGCCUUUUUUUUUUCUUUUUCUUUCAGAACCCUUGUGCAAGCCAUAUAUGUUUCUCCCACCUUUUGCUGAUGUGCACCUGCUGAUCAAGGACGAACACACGGAUCCUUAUAUCAAACUUUCUUUUUUUGCUUGGAUAAUAGUUGCUUCGCAUUCUCAUUGUGCUUGAUUGCCAGUUGUCUUACUAACUUCGGCUUUGUUUCCAAAGAGGAAGGAGACACAGUCAUGUUGCUGCAUGCACAUAGGACUAGACAAAGGAGCACUGAUAUCUAACGUUGUGGCACAUGAUUCGAUCUAUUCUUGCUCUUCGCUGCAAGUCCAUAACGGGUAGGCGUAUUAGCUGUCUUCCGUGUUGGAAUUUGGCAUUCUACCACCAAGCUGAUGAACUUGGCAGUGAACAGUUGCUGCCAUCAGAAUGGUACAGAGCGGCUGCUGCUAAAAUAAUCAGACUGACACAUGUUCUAAAAGAUGUCAAGCAGAUAGAUGGAAGGAUAAUCAGCAUCAAUGACAGCGCUGUCAUUACAGAUGACCAUAUCAUCAGCCAUAUGGAGACCUUCAAGUCGCUUGCGAAAGCGUUCAUCGAGCCUACCACAUUGCAGCUCUCCCAAAGGAAGACAAAUGCACUGGCUGCACCACUCGUAUCUCCAAAACUUUUCUGUAGAGCGAGUGAAAGGAGCUCGAUGACGCUGAUUUCACUUACCCAAGUUUGUAACUUCCUUAAUGUCUCAGUUCAGAAGAGGAAGCAUGUUCGUUUGGCACUAUGUCCGCAAGUUACACAGCACAGUAUUUGGUGGGGAGUGCUUGAGGAGGUUCUCCAAGACUUGAAACAUGAAAUGGACUGCUUAGCAUGCCAUUCUAAGGCUUUCGAGAUGGGUGAGCAGAUACUAUUCAGCUGUAUAAAGUUUUUGACAGAUAUCAAGGGUUCAAAUGCUUCCUCCCCGUCGUGGAUGCGACCAGCCCCUUCGAACAAGGUCGAGAAGUCGCUGCCAUCACGCAAAUGGGAAGAAGUUCUUGAUAUGUUUGUUGAUCUCUCGAAGGUCUUGGGCCAAGAGCAGAACUUGACAUAUCACCUCUCCAAGCUUGAUAUCAUGAAAGAAGGAUUGUACCAAAUCAAGGAUAUUCUGGUUGAGAGAGACAUUAGUCACAAGGAAGUUCGACGGCAGGACUACCUAGUCCAGAAGAAGUUUACAAAGUGCUUAGGGCACUCUUCCAAGUGUUUGUUCACUCUAUUGCUGUAUUAUCUGCAUGGAACCAUCAGAGAUAUUGAAGUUGAGGUUAGUGGAGGGAUUUACGAGUGUGGUGGUACUACAUACUUGUACAUUGGAAAGAUCUUACAUUCUUCUGAUGAAGGGUCAAUAAGGAGUGGGAUUAUGCAGCUGAACAGAGCUUUGAGUGUUUACCAGCUUGUGUGGCAAACAGCAGCUAUGGAUGGAGUAUUGGAGUUGCAAGGACAUCUUUGGUGUCCUGAGGCCGAGGAAAGGUCUCUCACAUACAGAGGGAAUGUGUAUCACAUUCACAGGUUAAGCCAUGUCAGCACGUGAUCAUCAACAUCACUGGCAUGCGUCUGAUCAGCAUCCACUUCAGUGUCUGAUCAACACAUCUGUCAUUGGCUACGCCACCAGAUCCAUGGUGCCAUGACCUCCUGACUUCCCAGAUCAGAUUUGGUUUGGGUAACCUCUCACCGACCUAUAAAUGUGGGGCUCUCUUGUAAUUUGACACAAGUUUUGCAAGUUGGAUGCCUGAGUUGGCAUCCUUGAAAGCUUCAUAUGUUUUAGAGGAUAGAGGGAAGUUGUUAAAAGGGAACUUUUGAUAUUCUAUAAAAUUGAUUUUGUGGUAGAAGAGCUGCUGCAUUACUGGAAGAUUCUUAUUAGUAUCAUCCGGAGCUUUGUAAGAUGGUGAGGUAGCUUACUUGUUGUCAAAUGCUUGAUAAAUAACAAUUUAGAACUCUGGAUCCUA
Messenger RNA from Musa acuminata subsp. malaccensis (wild Malaysian banana), 2853 nucleotides. Lineage: Eukaryota; Viridiplantae; Streptophyta; Magnoliopsida; Zingiberales; Musaceae. The record is from RefSeq and is a predicted model, not a curated record.